AUGUUGACAGCGUGGCUCAGGCACGCCUCCCUAGAAAUAAGGCAGGGGAGAGGGCAUGAGAUAAACCGUGGCAGAUUCGGAGGCAGACAUCGGACUGGCAUGGCUGUGUGCAGCGCAGCGCUGAUCUGCAUCCACGAGGCUCCCGCCUGGACGCUCGGAUCGUCUCUCCGCAGCCGCGCAGCUGUGACGCGCUCCUGGACGGCGCAGCGCUGAGCCCUGCUGUGUUUUACAGCAUGUUGCCGAGCGUUAGGAGAUAGACAGGGCGUAAUAAGAGGGGACAACCUUGCCACACUUGAGCGAUGUUCCGUGAGCUUCUCUCUCUCUUGUUUCACUCAGCUGCUCUAUUCUACACCUGGGACUAAUGGAGGGAUGCAACGAUGUUACUCUUUGCUUGUCAUGCUUGAAUCACAGCUUCAUAUAUACUUUUGUGUCAGAGACCUUAUUUUCUUUGUCUGUCACUGCUGCCAGAUCCACCGUGGGGUAGCGUGGUGGACAGAGCCCCCUCCUCAACCCCCCUCUCCCUUGUCUUUGCCCCCGGAUUCUCCCGUCUCGCUCGUGUCUAUUUACCCCCCCUAAGCCGCCCUCCCCUCUGUGUUAAGCUCCGUCUUUCUUGCUCUGCUCCCCACUGCUUACUAUCGCCGCCUUUGCUCUUUCAAGGCAAGCAGGCUGUUCUUUACAAGCGGUUUGUUACAUGAUCUCCUGGAAAACUGUUUUUGCCUCAGCUCGCCUGCCUCACUGCUCGAGCCCUUCCAAAUUUUACCUGUUCAACAGAAAGAUGUUCCUUCACGAGGAUUGAUCCUCAUUUACCCCCUCACACUUUCCCCUUCCCCUCCCUUGUCCUGAUCUCUUGCCCUCUAACCCUAACCCUCCUAUUCUCUACCCCCACCUUGUCCUACUCACCCACACCCCGAGCCUCUUUUCCCCUCAUCCAUUUCACCCCCUUGACCAUGUUGCCAUGUGUCUGCUGGCUCCAGUCUAUCCUCAUCUUGCUGUCCUCUGUGUUAUGGACUUUGGGGGAAAACUGCCCAGCAACCUGCCUGUGCCCAGAUCCUCACACUGUGGACUGUAGCGGCCGUGGGCUCACCCGUCUACCCGAUGAGAUACCCUUGGAUGUGCGCAGGCUUUUGCUGGCUGACAACUGGAUACCCCGCAUCCCGUCGGAUUUCCUGGUUCUGUACAGUGACUUGGUCUACUUGGACCUGCGGAACAACACCCUCUCCCACAUAGAACCAGGGACGCUCAGCACCUCAUCCAGGCUGGUGUUCCUGGACCUGGGCAGCAACAACCUGACUGAAAUCCCCAAGGGGACAUUUGGGGAGUCCCGUAGCCUCAUCAAACUGCGUCUGGGCAACAACCCCUAUCUGAGCAUGGUGAGCGAGGAUGCUUUUCUGGGCCUCACCUCUUUGAGGGAACUGGAACUGGAGCGUAAUGCCCUGUCUACCCUAAAGGUGGGAGCACUGAGUCAGUUGCCUUCCCUGCGGGUGGUGAGGCUAGAGGGCAACCCUUGGGUGUGCAACUGCAAUUUUGCCAACCUGUUCUCAUGGCUGAUGGAGAACAGUCACAAGCUUCCAAACGGGGUAGAAGGCAUGGAAUGCUCCCUCCCCAUGGAUGGCAGACGCGUAUCGCUGACCCAGCUCUCAAAGGACAGCUUCCGUGAGUGCCAGGCCACCCUGACUCUAACAGACCUGCUCAUCAUCAUUUUCUCUGGCAUCUCGGUGUCUGUGGUGGCCAUCAUGACAAGCUUCUUCCUGGCGUCAACGGUUCACUGCUUCCAGCGCUGGAGUAAAGGCACCAAGGGGGACGAGGAGGAGAGUGAGGAGUGACGAACGCUGGCUUUUGAGGGGCCUGAUGGUCCUGAUACUCAACAACAGAGGACACUGCAGACAGUAUGUGCUAAGUUUUUUCAUGCUGCUUCCUCGCUGGUGAAAAUGCAGGAUCUGUGGUACAGAGACAAUAACAAAGGACCUUCCAGAGGAAUUAGCCAAAUUCUCAGUUACACUUAGUCAGUGAGCGUUCAUUAGCGCUCAGUUGGUCGUGUUUGAUGAUCCUCACCCUCGGCUCAGUGUGACAUACCUACAGAGUUAGAAAAAGGCUCACGAUGAUGAUGACAGCGAUAGAAUUAACAGAAAUAGUCAUGAAUCCUGUGAAGAGACGGCAUUGGAGCUUGGUGUGUGUGGAUAUUAUUGAAUAUUCCAGAUUCCAUUGAUAACAGAUGUCAUACAGACUAGUGACCUCAGUAUUUAACUGCCUAUAGUCGUGAAAUGCCGGCGUACUCGUUUGCCAUUUGACGGUGUCCUUUUACAUCAAGGUUUACGAGCCCUGUGGUAGAAAAUCCUGCAGUUCCCUCUGCAUCAUCAGGAAAUGAUUAACAGUUAGACGUUAGAGACGGGCCGACACAUUUUAAAGCACUAUAUUCAUGAUGUAAUCACAAAUUUAUGUACAAAAAAAAGAUGUAUAGUCAAAUGAACAUAAUAUACUGUGUUCACUAGAUUGAUAACCGUGUAGAAAAAAUAUAACUAGAUUAUUAAUGAAUUUUACAGCCUAUCAAAUUGAUAUAGAAAUUCACAGUAUGUAGAACUAUUGUCAAAUAAUGCACUUUAACUGGUUAAUGUAACUUCUCCAGCCCCUAAUCACACCUAAAUACUGGUUGUACCUUUAUUUGCCAAAGACUAUUGCAGGUUCAGGUUUAGUGGAGUUGGCAAACAUUAGCUCUGUUUUGGAUGGUGUGUAAGUAGCGAAUUCUCCUGAACUGAAGGCAGCACGAUAGUCAAACCAUUCUCUGUAUAAGCAUGUACUCAGUCCAACGGUUAUGGUCUCCAGAGCUUUACAUUUUACUCUCUCCCAUCUCUCACGGAGCCAGGCUUCUCACUUGGCUUCACUUCACGUUUUUACCCUUGAUUUUUCCAGAGGUCACAAAGACGUCAGGGUGGGGGUGAGCAGGAGGUUAGUUUGCUGAGGAAUAAAUGGACCUGCAGUAUCAGGAGUAGAUAGAUGUACUCAGUCAGCUUGAUAGUACAGUACAAUCUAAAUGGAAACAAGUAGCGUCCUGAAUUCAUGGGGAGUUCUGCUGUUUAUUUGAAUCAAAUCCUUCAAAAUUAAAAUAUGGAAUUAAUAAAGCUAGACUCAUAGUUCUUCUCCCAAAGCUAAGGAAUGAUGAGUUGCUUCUCAUUGUUUUAGGGCAUGAAUAAUUCAGUGAUGUAUGAGAGUGAGAUCUGACGCGCCAGGAAUGUCUAACAUGUAAAGAGAAGAGCCAUGAGCAAAUAAAGCCAUUGUUUCUGGGGGGUUAAAAUUUAAACCUCCCUCCAGAGCAUUAAUAGUCAUAAAUCCCUUAAGCGACACUAAACAACGUGGCCUUAUUUGUUUGAAUUUUUCAUUAGUAUCAACAUCAAGAAAAGCACAAAGAUAAUUCAAAGGAACUGAUGAUGACCCAAAUACACUCUUCUAAAGGAUGUGUCACAUGUGUUGGUACUAACUUACAUUGUUAGUUUCCAUUAAUGUGUGUUUGUGUUGGACUUUAACAGUGUAAGAGUUGUACAGUACAAAUGUAUUUGUUCGUAUUUAAAAUAAUUGGAUGAUGCAAUUCCUUUGGAAAUGAUCAACAUUUAUUAAGCUAACUAACAUUUCAGCAGAGGUUGAGCGGUGGUGGUGCAGCCUGGUAACUGGAACUAGACACCUCAUCAGGCCUGUCGAGCGUUGGGUUUCUCCAUCUGUUGGGGUUUGGAGAGAAAUAUGACGAAUCCCUUCACAGAUUGGUGCAUGGUGUCAAACUACAUCAUAUACUGUUAAUUUUAUGAUCAGUCCUAAGCUGCAAUUCCUUUUUCUCCCAAACAAGACAUCUGCAUGAGAAAGUAGUUAUUUAACUUUAUUUAGUUCUGUACCUGCUCCUGUGAACUUGGGCUGAAUAGUUCAUUCUUUGGUUCCUCUAAUUGUAUGAAACAACAACCAUAAAACUACCUCAAUUUACUGAACUUAACAACGGUCCAGUACACUAAGGUAAUAGUUUUUCAGCUGUUCAACUACAUGGACAGCUGUUUUUUAUAUAUAUAUAUUUUUUUUACAUUUCUCAAUGUAAAGCUGGUUAUUUUACCAAAUGGAUCAUUCGAGGACACUUCCAGGAAUUGUAAAGUAUGAGGAGUCUGCAUGUAAGGACUGACAUGCAGACUGAUUGAAAAUUAGUCUUCCACUCAAAAACCUAAAACUUUAAAGUUUUAAAAUAAAAUAGAUUUUUAGUUGAAUUAUUAUGACUUUUUAUAUAUAAAAAGUCUUACUUGCACAUUCUGUUCCAGUGGACAGCCGGGUGCUGCUAUUAAGGUUGAGGAUAGAUGUUCUUUUAACCAUAUAUGAUGUAUGUUGGCACCAGGUUUUCUCACCCUAAUCUGUGUUAACAGAGCUUUGAUUUUUAGGAUGUAGAUGGAGUUUCCAGACCUGCCGCUGUUACUGCUGUGAACUGGGUGAGUGUAGUGCAGUGAGAUUAAAAAGAGUUUGACUGACUAUGGAGGUGGAACUGAAAGAAGAGUGGAUCUAAGAGUAGUACAAGUGCAGCAUAUACACUUCAUAUUUAAACUGUUCCACAGUUCCAGAACAAAUGAAGCAAACAUGGUUAUGUGUGGUGAAGCAGCCACAGUUUGAAGGGAACAUUUAGGUCGAAGUCUCAGCAGAAACACAAUUAAAUUAUUAUUAAAGAACAACGUUUACUUUAUUCCUUAUACGCAAGAGACACGUUUAAGUGACAGAUACAGUCCUGAGUCAAAGAAAGAGAGGGAGAGUUUUUAUACAUAUCAUUAUCAUUUCCAACUACUGUGUAGUUAUUGUAUAUUAACAAAUUAUUAUGUUAGCUGUUAGCUUGAAGCAUAUGUUAGCAUGACUGUUUUCUUUCUCUUGCUCAUUUUAUUAAAGAACAAAUAUCAGGACAUUGGAGCAUGCACCGUUGAGUUACCUGGUAUAAAGUUCAGGUUCAUGUCUAUUUUUCUAUUAAACCUCUCAGAAUGAAAUGUUUAUUUACUAUGUUUGUCCCCACAGUCAUUUUCUGGCAGCACGCGUUGAGGAAAGCAACAACACCAGUGGCUGCUUUCCAGCAGUUUGUCUUGACAUUGCUUAAAAUACCAAAAUCAGUGUUCUGUUUUGUCAGAUAAAUGUCAGAAUGGCUCGACUCGAAAUUAAGUGGCAGAGAGAAGUGUGAUGUUGCUGCAGCUCAGUGCGUUUCCAAAUGUCAAACACACACUGUCAAAUAGAUCUUAUGUGUAGCUGUAUAUUGAUGUUUGGUUAAAAAUAAAAAUCUUUUUUGUC
Molecule: messenger RNA, 5286 nt
Organism: Betta splendens (Siamese fighting fish)
Lineage: Eukaryota; Metazoa; Chordata; Actinopteri; Anabantiformes; Osphronemidae
Gene: lrrc38b
Product: leucine rich repeat containing 38b
Exons: 2
Coding region: 948-1823 (291 amino acids)
Cellular component (GO): voltage-gated potassium channel complex
Molecular function (GO): transmembrane transporter binding; voltage-gated potassium channel activity; potassium channel activator activity
Source: RefSeq, a predicted model, not a curated record